Molecule: messenger RNA, 297 nt
Organism: Gongylonema pulchrum
Lineage: Eukaryota; Metazoa; Nematoda; Chromadorea; Rhabditida; Gongylonematidae
Source: the annotation of a GenBank genome assembly
CAGUAUGUUAAAAAUGUGUACAAUGUGACGAUCGCAUAUGCAGAUGCAAUUGUGCAGUCCGAAUUUGAAUUGGUCUUCAAAGGCGUUUGCCCGAAGAACGUGCAUUUUCGUGUUGAAAGAGAGGAUAUACGAAGCCUACCCGAACAGGACGAGCUACUGGGAGAGUGGUUGGCAGAGCGCUGGAAAGACAAGGAAGCGGCUUUAUCACACUUUUACGAUUCUGAUGAUGUCAAACAGCGAAACUUUCGGGACGAGACGGAAGUUAACUUAUUUAAAGUAAAAUUUUAUAUAUCAUGA